Molecule: messenger RNA, 7723 nt
Organism: Perca flavescens (yellow perch)
Lineage: Eukaryota; Metazoa; Chordata; Actinopteri; Perciformes; Percidae
Gene: pappa2
Product: pappalysin 2
Exons: 28
Coding region: 855-6266 (1803 amino acids)
Biological process (GO): proteolysis; cell surface receptor signaling pathway
Molecular function (GO): metalloendopeptidase activity
Source: RefSeq, a predicted model, not a curated record
AGUCACUCUCCGAAGCGCACACAGAAGCACAACAAAACCAACAGAAGCUGACGCGCAGACGUCGAACCAUGAUUUAAUGGACGGAUAUUUUUCCUUUAUCAGAAAUUAUAGGAAGGCUUCUGCUCAACAAGUAGGGUAGCUAUUAUAGGGCUGACACUUUGCACUGCACGUCAGUUUGCCUCUGGAGAGACUUUUUUUUUCUUUUUUUUAUAUACUCUGAUUCACCUUGCAGCCAUAUUUUGGAACAGGACGCACUAAAUGAUGCCGCAGUGGUCAGGUUUACUGAAACGCAGACUGAAAUAGUUGGACUUUUUAUUUCUAAGUAUCAACAAAAACUAAGUGACAGAGACUACAGACAUUUUGCAGACGGUCACGAAUGGAAAGAAGGCAAAGCUUCGCCUCUAAAGGUCCGCGCAAAGUGCAGGAGUGUGGAGAGCCGCAUCUGCGCCAAGAAAGGAUUUAGAUUAAUUUAGCCGAAGAUCUGAUUCGGUCAAACUUCUACUUUAUUCAAAUAAAUACUAAACAUAUAGCCUAACCUCAAAAUUCAGUAAUUCCAUGUGAGAAAUUUUGAAUGCGACUUUAUUAGUUUGACCCUUUCGGAAUGCACUGACAGUUUAUAUUUAAUUACUCUCCUUAAUUUGUGUACCACAAUGAAUUAAUUUUAAUUACAAAACCGGCAGCCUUAACAGACGUGUCUUUAUUGCUGGUUAAAUGUGCACAUAAAAACCACAGUUUGGUGUGAGACCUCUUGCUGCUGACCUGGAAACCAGAGACAGACUUUUAAAAACUAUAGCCUAGACCUUCCCCCCCCCACACACCUUUUAUAUUUAACACAACUUCCCUAACCUGAGACAAUGUUGUUAGUCAGAAUACUGGCUAUCUUCCUCGUCAUCACUAACACGUGGCUGCUCAGCCCGGUUUGCUCCGAUGCACUCAGCCGGUACAAACGCGCCAUGGCCCGGCGGGCAGACAAUGAGCUCUCCAGGCUAGCAGGUGAACCCUGCACCGUCUCCGGCGUCUGGAGGUCCCAGCGGCAACCCCGCUCCCUCUCCCCGUCCCAACACCGCCCUCCAGCGGCUCGUCCGAGGACGCACACGAGCCGGAGAGAGCUGUACUCUGUUAAGAGCGCUCCUGCGGUUUGUGCAGGAGGGUGCAAGUUUGACACCGGGGUUCACCGGGUCGCUCCGGUGGGGGGAAAUAAGCGAGGCUGGGGCAACGCAGAGGAUGUGGCGGUAGGAGCGGGGAACGGAAAUGUUACGUUGCCCGGACGGUUUUUUGGAAAACGCUCCACAAAUGACAAGAACGAGCCAAAUUAUGUCAGUGAAAACACCACACAACAGCCCGGAAUGUCUUUGCUUAGAGACGCCGGGCAGACCGUCUCUUCCUCGGGCCACGCGGAGUCCCCAGGCGGUUCCCGCUCCAGGUUCACCCGCAGCCUCGGUGGCACGUUUUCUUACGAGGCAGACGGCAACUCCAGUUGGGAGAAAGCUUUCCCCGACAGCUCAACAGAUUCCAAGGGGCUCCAAGUCCUCUACAGGCUGCAGCGGGAAGAUGGAAACCAGCAAUUCUCGACCGGGACCCUGGAGGACAGUACCGAGGACUACUCCGGGGAGAUGGAGGAGGCGGAUACGCCCGCAAACCUGCCCGCCGGGAGCUCCUCUUCCUGGGGGAAUCCCGUGCCAAGGGUGCCCCCUUCCUGGAUGACCGCCCUUUACUUCAGCGGGCGUCGGGAGCAGCUGAAGGUGAAUCCGGCUGCAGGGGUGGAGCUGCCGAGGGCCAAGUUCAGCCUGGAGCUGUGGGUGAAGCCUGAGGGAGGGCAGAGCAACCCUGCAGUCAUAGCAGGUGUAUUUGACAACUGUUCCCAUUCAUUGAGUGAGAAGGGCUGGUCGUUAGGCAUCCGCACUGUGAAACCUGCUGGCGCCAAAGAUGCACGGUUCUACUUCACCCUUCGCACAGAUCGAGCCGUAAAAUCUACCACUGUCUACAGCCACCAGCGGUACCAAGCCAAUGCCUGGACUCACCUGAUGGCCACUUACAACGGCCACAACAUGACCCUGUAUGUCGAUGGAGCUAAGGUGGGAGAGAGCAGUCUUCAGUCGGGGAAUCUCUACAGUCCCUUCAUGAAGACGUGCAGAACCCUCUUCCUCGGCAGUAACCAAUCAGAUCAGGGACACAGCUUCAGGGGCCAUAUUGGGGGUUUGGUCUUGUGGGGCUAUGCCCGCUCUCAUGAGGACCUGCUGAAGCGGCCAUUUCAAAUCGACAAAAGCGAGCCCCUUUUGGCGAUGUGGGCUGACUUCACUAAUGUGGAACAGCUUUGGACUCCAUACAAAGUUGGCCUCCAUCCAACCAUCAUCACCACUCCUGUCCCCGAACAAGAACUGGUCUCUUCAUUCUUGCCACCACCAUGUGGCUUGACACCCUGCGACAACACCGACAUCAUCUUGGGCUACAACAACAACUGGCAGCUCCGUGCCACCAAGCGAGUUCGCUACCGGAUUGUCAACCUCUCUGAUGACGAUGGCGGAAACCCCACCGUGUCGCAAGCCCAGAUCCAGCUCCAGCACCGUGCCCUAACUGAGGCCUUUAGCCCUUACAACAUCACCCUAGAUCUUAGCGUGUACUCUGUCAGAAACUCAAGCUUCCAACAGCGGUUUAUCCUCAGCAACUGUCGAAUUGGGAAGAUUGGAAACCGCCAAUGUGACCCUGAGUGCGACCACCCAAGGACAGGCCACGAUGGAGGGGACUGCCUUAGAUUGGGGCCCUGCUACAAUUGGAAGAGACAGGAUGGAGUUUGUAACAUGGAGUGCAACAGUAUACACUAUGAUUACGAUGAUGGAGACUGCUGUGACCCGGAGGUCACCGAUGUCCUCAAGACCUGCUUCGAUCCUGAGUCUCCUGACAGGGCCUAUAUGAGUGUGAAAGAGCUAAAGGAGGAGCUACACCUGAGCGGCACGGACACACUCAAUGUUUUCUUUGCCAGCAACUCGGUGCGUGAAGAACUGGCAGGAGCUGCAACCUGGCCAUGGGCAAAGGAGGCUCUAACCCACCAAGGUGGGAUGGUGCUAAACCCGUCCUACUUCGGUACCAUGGGCCACCACAACACCAUGAUCCAUGAGAUGGGCCAUAUAUUUGGACUGUACCAUGUCUUUAAGGGAGUAAGCGAGCGAGACUCCUGUGAUGACCCAUGUCAGGAGACCACCCCAUCCUUGGAGACAGGAGAUCUAUGUGCUGACACUGCACCAACACCCAAAUCCAAAGCGUGCCACGAUCCUGGAGCCGUCAGUGAUACCUGUGGAGUCGCUAUGUACCACAACACACCAUAUAGCAAUUACAUGAGUUACACAGAUGACAACUGCACCAACCAUUUCACUCCCAACCAAGUGGCCCGGAUGCACUGUUAUCUUGACUUAGUCUAUCAGAAGUGGCUGAUGGACCAGCAACCUGCCCCCAUUCCUUUGGCCCCCAUAGUGACAGACCAGAGUCCGGAUUCUGUCUCUAUCUAUUGGCUACCGCCUUUGAGGGGACCACUCUAUCAGAGCUCCUCCAUCCAUGUGCCGGUUAUCAACUGUGGAGACUGUGAGAAAGACGGUGUUUUCCACCAGUACGCAUCCGAGGCUACCUCACCUCGCAUCUGUGACACGUCAGGCUACUGGACACCCGAGGAGGCAGUUGGCCCCCCUGAUGUGGAGCAGCCCUGUGAUCCCAGCCUCCAGGCCUGGAGUCCUGAGCUCAGCCUUUAUGACACUAAUGUGACCUCGCCAUGUCCCGACACAGAGGGCUGCACCCUCACACUAAGGUUCCUCCACCCUAUGGUUCCACACGCACUUACCCUCUGGGUCACCUACAUCUCUUUAAAAAACCCAGCCAUAGCCAACAUCGAGCUGAUAACAGACACGGGGAAAAGCAUUAACCUCGGACCCCAGCACGUCUUCUGCGACAUGCCCCUGACCUUGCGCCUCGACACCCACAACACUGCCAUCACCGCCAUAAAACUCUGUACCUUCGAUGAGAAGAUGGAGAUAGACGCUGCCAUGUUGUCUUCAGGCCCCGGCAGCCCUCUGUGCACCGGCUGCCAACCUCUGCUGUACAGGAUUCAGCGGCAGCCGCCCUUCACCAGCAAAUCCCCCUCACCUCAGACCCAGCAGACAUUCACUGACAGCUCUGUAAGGCAGGGAGACAAGUACCAGUACACAAUCCAAGUGGAAGCAGACGGUCUCCUCAGCGACCCCUCCUCACCUCUCCUUUACACACAUGGGCAGUCCUACUGUGGAGAUGGCCUCAUACAGGGGACAGAAGAGUGUGACGACAGUAAUCUGUUGGAUGGCGAUGGCUGCUCUAAGAAAUGCCACAAGGAGAUGGGCUUCAAAUGUAAUGGUGAACCUAGUCAGUGUUAUGUUUUUGACGGAGACGGCGUGUGUGAGGAGUUUGAGCGGGGCUCCAGCGUUCAGGACUGUGGUUACUUCACACCUUUGGGCUACACAGACCAGUGGGCAUCCAUCGCCACUGCUUCUCACCAGGACCCCAACCACUGUCCCGCCCAUGGUGCCACUGGGGAGCCAUCGCUUACCAAGCUCUGCAGGUACCAGCACCUGGAGGUGAGCGAAAAACUGCCCACAGAUGCCUGGUUCCCUUGCACAGCCCAGGCCGACACAAAUAAUGACCUGGAACAUUCAUUUUGGCUGAAGGUGGGAUUUGUCCAUCCUGGAGUGGCCGCCUCUGUGAUGGUGUACCUGGCUUCAGAUGGGUCGUGGUCUGGAGAGCAGUGUCGGAGGACAGCCACUAUCCUUCUGUCUGAUACUACUGGCAAGAACCACUCACUAGGCACACAUGACCUCUCCUGCCAUCGGAACCCGUUGGUGGUGAAUGUGACCCAUGACCUUUCUCGACCCUUCUUCAUCACGGCCUCUGUUAUUCUCCUCUUCUCCUCCCCCUUUGUGGCAGUGGAGAGUGUGGCCCUGAGGACCUCCUGCCACUUCAGCACCUUCGCCCUGACCGGCUGUUUGCGGCAGCCAUGUCAAAUGGACAGCUGCAGUCCUCCCCAGUUAGAGCACGCCUCUGUCAGGUGUACAGGAGGAGGGGAGUCCUCUCACUGCUCUGUUCAGUGUCACCGUGGUUUCAGUAUCACUGUCCUCAACAGCAGGGGAACCCUUCCCCACCAGAGAGAAACACAUUUAGAGUGUUUCCACGGUGCGUGGGAUCACGUAGUUAGCUGCCAGCCUGUAGAUUGCGGCCUGCCCGAUCAGUCUCAUGUCUACCACGCCAUAUUCAGUUGCCCCUGGGGAACCACCUUUGGCAAACAAUGUUCCUUCACCUGUGGAUCACCAGCUAUACUACAAGGUGACAGUGACAGGUUGGUCUGUUUGGAGGACGGUCUGUGGUCUUUCCCAGAGGCCUACUGCAAGAUAGAGUGUCCAGAGGUUCCAAACAUACCCAAUGCCAAGCUGUUAACAGCAGACUGUCUGGCCUCAGGGCACGAUGUUGGCUCUGCCUGCCGUUACAAAUGCAACCCAGGCUUCUAUGUAACAGGGAGCCUCAAAAAGAAGACACAGAGGAGGAAGUACUUCAAGUUGGAGUGCCUGGAGGGGGGGCAGUGGGAGGAAACAAAUUGUGAGUCAAUAUCCUGCCCAGCCCUACCUGAUGUAUUCCAGGGCAUGUUUACCUGCACCAAUGGCCUGUAUUAUGACAGCCUCUGCACCCUGCAGUGCCCAGGUGCCACAGAAAAUAGGGAGAUUCGCUGCACUAAGGAGGGUGAAUGGACUGCAGAGUUCACGAUGUGCUCCAAAAUCAAGGGAUCGUGCUCUCUUCCUCCGGAUCUCAACUCUGUAGAGUACAGCUGUGACCAAGGGAUGGAUGUCGGUGCUGUUUGCUACCCAACAUGCAUUGUGGCUCAAGACAUGGAUCUGCGUGACCCGGUGGUGCUGCCCAGUGGCACUACAGUUGACUCUUUAAAGCACUGGAUGCUACCAACCAAACUCCAGAGCAUAGUCUGCACAGGGAUGAUGAAGUGGUACCCUGACCCUCAACAUAUCCAUUGCAUCCAGUCAUGUGAGCCUUUUGGAGGGGAUGGCUGGUGUGACACCAUCAACAACAGAGCCUACUGCCAGUAUGAUGGAGGAGACUGCUGCCCGUCUACACUCUCCACCAGAAAGGUCAUUCAGUUUGGGGCGGACUGCAAUGAGGAUGAGUGCACUUGCCGUGAUCCGGACGCCGAGGAAAAUAAGAGCAAAGCCAAACACUUGGGAGGAGAUGGAGGAGGAAUGCAAUAAGAUGGAGGGAUUAAAGAGGCUGAACUUGUGUUAAACAGAGUCAAACCACAGACUAUACACCACAAAAAUACUAAAUGUGUAACAUUUGUAAUGCAAAAAACACAACUGAAGACAGACUUCAUACAUAAAAAGGCCAUUUUAUCAUAAGUGAUCUUGCUGUUAAAAAGCAUCACAUAUGACUCAUGAUGGUUUGGAAAUGUGAUUCCUUCCUGCACAAAUCCAGCCACACAUCCACACGUGAAUAUUUGUUUUCUUUUCCUGUUAACAAGUUAAGGGUCAUCUUGACUGCUAGAUCUGUGUAAGGGCAGAAAAUUAUAUUUUGAAAAGACCCUAACCUAACACAGGUCUAGUUCAACUAGUGUUACAACACAGUCUAUCCACUCCUGUACAAAUGAAGUCAUCCUAAUUGGAUCAAAUCAGUAUUGUAAAUAGAUUCAAGUACUUUUCUGGACUUGAUUAGCUUGAGAUAAAAAAAAAAUAAAGAACUGGCUGUGCCUGAAAACUGUUUCAGUCCAUGCACAGACCUGACAGUAAUGGCUACUGCUGCUAACUGUGUUUACUGUAGCAUCCAGUUAGAGGAGAAACAUUAUCUAUGGAAGUAUUUCAAAGUACCAUAGUGAAGCCCAAACAAUUUUGUUUAACUUGUCCGAUGGCUUAUUCAAAACCAAAUGAGGACAAGUCAAAUCUAAGUCAAGUGGGUUAAAAGAAAAUCACAAUCACAGAAACAUUUCUUCAAAAAAAACCUAAUCCCUACUGUCAAAAACAAAUCCUCCCAAAUACUAAAAUUAGUUACAGUCUUCAUCAUCAGGUUCUUUAGGAAUGUAAAAGAAUACAUAUCUGUAAAGACUAACAUGUAUAGAAUAAUAUAUUUGGAUCACCUUACAUAUCUAACAUAUGUAUUAGUCACACAAGUCAUCACUAUUUAUAUCAAAGAUCCAGUAAUACAAACAUUUAUCUGUACCAUAUGGCAUGUGCACAGGGCUUCCCAAACGUAUAUUUUCUGGGAUUGUGUUCAGUUGUAUUUACACAAAAAAACAUGUCAUACAAAUUACUUCACAUAUUUUGAAUUAUAAACACUACAUCCAAAUCUAAAUGGGAAUGUCAGACAAAUGUCAAAUAUCAAUGUCAGAAUUAUUGUUCUAAAACAUGGAUUUCCACUAAAACAAAGGUGCACUUGAAACAGUGAAAAAACUAAUAAAAUGUUGGAGUCCCCAAAGCAGUAGAUAAAUGAAAAAGAUAAACCAAAAAUGAAGAUAACUAAGACUUUUGGGUAGCCUGGGUAUACAACACAGACUUCAAACUUCUCCUGCUUGCAUGUUCGUAUGUCAGGUUCUGGUAUCCUUUAGCCAAAAAUCAUGAAGUACCCCAUAUUGUAUCUAUAAAAGUGUAAUCAUGUUCUUUUGGGAUAUUUUACAGUACUUUUACUCUAUAUGAAAUAAAUAGCAACUUUAUAUCGA